GCGGGGGCUCACCUGGGACGGCAGGUGACGUGGGGACGCACGCGCGCGCUGCACGCACGCGGCGGACUGGCGGGAGGGAGCGCGAGCCGUGUUGUCCGUUCGCUCACUCACUCACUCACUCGCUCACUGACUGACUGACUGACCGACGAGCGGAGCGCCCGGCAAUGGUGGUCGCCGACAGCUUCUUCCCUCGGCUCCUUCUCCUGCUCCUCCUCGCCCUCACGCCGCUCGCUGUCUCGGCCGCCGCCGCUGCCGCUUCCGCAGCAGUAGGAGGAACAGGUAAUGCUGCAGAUCUGAAGGUUUCCAUCGCUCCUAGCGAAGUGUUGCCGAAUGGGACAAAGUUUGUAUUAAGACAUAAAAAUGUUUCAUUCCAUUGUUCAAGUCUGUCACAACAGAAGUCACUUAUGUCGUGGAGCUUCGUAAGGCCAGAAUCAAAGCCAGAAGAAUUCACGGAAAUUGUAGAGAGCUUUACAGAAUUUUCACUUGCAAAUAUGGUACAUUCCCUGCAAGGAAACUAUACCUGCUCAGCAAACAAUACAGCACAAGGAAUAGAAGCGAGCACUACUGUCGAAGUUUUAGUCUACUAUCCACCAACAGGAUUUCCAGUAUGCCAUUCAGAGUUUUCUGAUACCAAUAUGUAUCUGUAUUGCUCUUGGGUUGGCGGCUACCCUUACCCUACCCUUGUUUGGUCGGGCGAAGGAGUAAAUGAUGAAAAUGAAGAUGCAGAACAUUUUCUUCCUGGACGAAAUGAUACUAAGAUUCUGACACUUUCCAAGUCAGCAACGUACGAUGGAAAAAUGUUUAAAUGCACGGGAAGUCACUUUGCGUAUACCAGUAGGGUGGAACCAUCAUGCACAACAACAUUGAAGGCUCCGCUGCCUGAGUCAGAACCUCUUGUAACUGGAUCAGUGGAGAAGAAUAAAACUUUGAUAUGCCGAGUAAAGGAAGGGAACCCACCUCCAAAAUUAAGCUGGUUGAGAAACUCUGAUACGGAAAUUCGUCCGAGCAAUAAAUAUGUAAUCUCAAAUGAUGGCCAAGUUUCGUAUUUGACAAUAAUAAACUGCUCAAAGGAGCUCGAUGAAGGAACAUAUUUUUGCAAAAGUGAAAAUCCUCUGGGUACUAAAGAAGUAGAAAUCUGGGUCUCAGUCAACAGCAAAAACAUUUCUGGACUAGUUGCAGGAAUUACUGUUGUUUUACUCCUAAGUGGUGCAAUAUUUUUUGGCCUUUAUGUAUACUUUAAUCGGACCAGACUUUUCACGAGAAGCCAUUUUUGGAAAGAGGAUUCCUCUAAUGUUUUCACGUUGGUAGAGUCAGAUGGAGAGGAUGAUUUUCUGCCUGAGAGUUCAUCUGGAGUGACGUCAGUGGUUAAUCCUGAAAUUCACCAGGGGAUGAAUGGGCACACCGUUGCGCAAGUUUAUCUCAAUGACUAACGAGGAUUGGAGAAAAAAGUGUAAUGCACCUUUAACGCCUUUAGGACAAAAGAAACUUUGAUUGCUUCGGUACGAUACCUUCUGUUCUCUGUGAAAAUGUUUUUUUCAAUAAAUUCUUGUUGGGGUUGUACUGAUUUCGAAAUGUAAAAUAAUUACGCACUGAUGCUAUAAAGCAAUUUUUUUGCUGGGUACGUGGGAACAAAUAACUAAAUGGGAUCUGAAUAGGAUGUUUUCUACUUUUUUUNAAAUAUUAAAAGCAAACAAUUGGAACAAAUAGCGGAAAAUGUACUUUAGUUUAUACUCAGGAAUUAACUGAAAGAUAUCUUCAAGGUGUUUUGUCUCGUUUUAUAUCGUCUCUCAGUUUGUAUCAUUUUAGCUUCAAACAAAAUGAGACUAACCUAUCUGCCUUAAAGAAAAGCCUCUUCCUUCAAAAUCUGAGCUGGAUUUGUUUGUUUAAAUAUUGCAGGAGUUUCCAAAGUUUUCCAGGCGGAGCACUUUUUGUUCAACUAAAUUCAAUAUAAAUUGAUUUAUAAUACUUGGAUUCUAUGCAUUUGGGGGUUUAUUUUUAUAAUGUAUUUUCUAUUGGUGUAGUGAGCAGUUCUGUGUUUUUUUUCUUUGUUUUUGUGCUGAAUCAAAUGUAUUUAUGAUGUACUUGCAAUUGCUACACAAUAAACAAAUUCUAUUAGAA
This is a messenger RNA of Callorhinchus milii (elephant shark), 2118 nucleotides long. It is a transcript of the gene vsig10, whose product is annotated as V-set and immunoglobulin domain containing 10. Gene Ontology annotation, biological process: cell-cell adhesion. The record is from RefSeq and is a predicted model, not a curated record. The transcript has 9 exons. NCBI's taxonomy places the organism in Eukaryota, Metazoa, Chordata, Chondrichthyes, Chimaeriformes, Callorhinchidae. Bases 165 to 1430 code for a protein of 421 amino acids. Gene Ontology annotation, molecular function: cell adhesion molecule binding. Gene Ontology annotation, cellular component: cell-cell junction.